ACAAUAUUAGCUUCUUAUCAUGAUGAAGAACAACGGGAUGCAUUAUUUCGUUAUGAAACGAUCUCACCAACUGAAUCUCCUUCGGGAGGUUUAGACACUGGUAUCUUUGAUGUCUCCGAGUUCGGUGCCAGCCCCGAGGCCGACUCAGACAGCACUAAUGCAUUUCAGAAGACAUGGGAGGCAGCUUGCAAGCACCAGGGGACAACAAAGUUUUACGUCCCAGAAGGUGUAUUCUUAGUGGGUGAGAUCGAGUUCAAGGGCCCUUGUAGCACUGAAUCAACCCUGGAGGUAGAGAUUAUAGGAGAUCUAGUGGCUCCACCGAGCCUUAAGGCGUUUCCAUCAAAUCAUUGGAUUGUUUUUAAACGACUAAGCAACAUCCUCUUCCACGGGCGUACCAACUUAGACGGUCUAGGCGAAGUUGAAGCCUGGAAACAACCAAGUUGCCACAACUCCCACAAAUGUGUCAAAGGCAUAACGUCUUUGAUACUGCGCAACGUAUCAAAUGCAGUAAUCAGAGACAUUACGUUUUCAAAUGGGAAAGGGUUUCAUUUGGGGUUACACUUGGUUCGAAACGUAAAAGUCCAUAACGUCAAUAUCAGUUCCCCAUGGGACAGUCCCAACACGGAUGGGAUCCACGUACACAGCUCCUCUAACAUCAGAAUCACCAACUCAACCAUUGCAGUCGGAGACGACUGCGUCUCCAUCUCAACUGGGAGCAUCAACGUGCUCGUUUCCGGCACACGUUGUGGUCCAGGCCAUGGAAUCAGCAUAGGGAGCUUGGGGAGGGCUAAGAACGAGGAGGAAGUGAAAGGGAUUGUUGUUCAAAACUGCACCAUUAGCGGAAGUCAUUACGGAGUUCGGAUCAAGACAUGGCCUACAUCACCGCCGAGCCAAGCUAAUAAUAUGAGAUUCGAGGACAUUAAGAUGAUUAACGUCUCCCACCCCAUUAUCAUUGAUCAAGAGUAUUGUCCUUCUAAUAGCUGCAACACCACCUUUCCAUCGAUGGUGAAACUGAGCAACAUAGAGUACAAAAACAUAAGAGGAACUUAUAACACUAAGGUCGGGGUGACUCUGAGAUGCAGCUCCCUCGUGGCAUGUGAGAAUAUAACGCUUAUCGACGUCAAUCUUAAGCAGACAAUAUUAGCUUCUUAUCAUGAUGAAGAACAACUGGAUGCAUUAUUUCGAUAUGAAACGAUCUCACCAUCUGAACCUCCUUCGGGAGGUUUAGACACUGUUAUUUUUGAUGUCUCCGAGUUCGGUGCCAGCCCCGAUGCCAACUCAAACAGCACUGAUGCAUUUCAGAAGACAUGGGAGGCAGCUUGCGAGCACCAGGGGACAACAACGUUUUACGUUCCAGAAGGUGUAUUCUUAGUGGGUGCGAUCGAGUUCAAGGGCCCUUGUCGCACUAAAUCAACCCUGGAGGUAGAGAUUAUAGGAGAUCUAGUGGCUCCACCGAGCAUUAAGGAGUUUCCAUCAGAUCAUUGGAUUAUUUUUAAACAACUAAGCGACAUCCUCUUGCACGGGCGUACCAACUUAGACGGUCUAGGCGAAGUUGAAGCAUGGAAACAACCAAGUUGCCACAACUCCUUCAAAUGUGCCAAAGGCAUAACGUCUUUGAAACUGCGCAACGUAUCAAAUGCAAUAAUCAGAGACAUUACGUUAUCAAAUGGGAAAGGGUUUCAUUUGGGGUUACACUUGGCUCGAAACGUAAAAGUCCAAAACUCGGAGACGAUUGCGUCUCCAUGGGAGCACCGACGUGCUCGUUUCCGGCACACGUUGUGGUCCAGGCCAUGGAAUCAGUAUAAGAACGAGGAGGAAGUGAGAGGGAUUAUUGUUCAAAACUGCACCAUUAGCGGAAGUGAUAACGGAGUUCGGAUCAAGACAUGGCCUACAUCGCCACCGAGCCAAGCUAAUAAUAUGAGAUUCGAGGACAUUAUGAUGAUUAACGUCUCCAACCCCAUUAUCAUUGAUCAAGACUAUUGCCCUUCUAAUAGCUGCAACACCACCUUUCCAUCGAUGGUGAAAGUGAGCAACAUAGAGUUCAAAAACAUAAGAGGAACUUAUAACACCGAGUUCGGGGUGACUCUGAGAUGCAGCUCCCUCGUGGCAUGUGAGAAUAUAGCUCUUAUCGACGUCAAUCUUAAGCGUAUCAAUACCAAUACGACAGAGAAGAAGCACCAAGAGAGUUUUAGUAUGAAGGGCGGUCUUCAAGGCUUAGUGGUUUUUAACUCAACCUUUAACUAA
Molecule: messenger RNA, 2244 nt
Organism: Thlaspi arvense
Lineage: Eukaryota; Viridiplantae; Streptophyta; Magnoliopsida; Brassicales; Brassicaceae
Source: the annotation of a GenBank genome assembly